Messenger RNA from Athalia rosae (coleseed sawfly), 1122 nucleotides. RefSeq names its product protein lethal(2)essential for life-like. Lineage: Eukaryota; Metazoa; Arthropoda; Insecta; Hymenoptera; Athaliidae. The record is from RefSeq and is a predicted model, not a curated record. The coding region runs from base 183 to 815 and encodes 210 amino acids. The transcript has a single exon. Gene Ontology annotation, molecular function: protein folding chaperone. Gene Ontology annotation, biological process: protein refolding; response to heat.
UUCGAGCAUCAGUUCAUCACGAGCAAUCCUCAGAGUGAAGAGCUACCAAAGCGAUAAGAAUCACCUGCGAACUUUACGCGAUAUUAUCGAGUAAAAGUUAUCGACCUGAAAAGUGUUCAUCGAGAUCAUCACUUGAUCAUCUUCAAAAGCAAAUUUUGAAUCAACCGAAGAAAAUCAUCGAAAUGUCUCUCAUUCCAAUGCUGUUCUCCGACUGGUGGGAAGACUUGGAGCGUCCUCACAGCAUCCUGGACCAGCACUUCGGCCUACCAAUUCGUCCUGAGCAACUUACGACAUCACACUACAAUGUGCUACCGGCAAUUUACGCCCUGGCGAACGCCCCUGCUCGUUCCAGUUCACAUUUGCAUCCAUCGGCAUACUACAGACCAUGGGGUGAACUGCUUCGUCAGGGUAAUGGCGGAUCGUCGGUGGUGAAGGCCGACAAGGAUCAGUUCAAGGUUAUCCUCGACGUGCAGCAAUUCAAACCGGAGGAGAUCAACGUAAAGGUCGUCGACAAGUGCGUGGUCGUCCAGGCCAAACACGAGGAGAAACGAGACGAGCACGGUUGGAUAUCUCGCCAGUUUGAACGCAGAUAUCUGAUCCCUGACCAGUGCAACAUCGACGAGGUGUCGUCGAACCUGUCAUCUGACGGGGUUUUGACCAUCACCGCGCCCAGGAAGGAGCAGCCAAAGGCCGAGGGUGAAAGGCAGAUCAAGAUCCAACAGACUGGGAAACCGGCGGUUAAGGAUGCCCCUGAAGCAGCUAAAGAGCAACAGGGAGCAGCAGCAGACCAGAAGAAGAAGCCGGUCGAAAAGUAAUUUUCCCAAAUUACUGCAUUCCCUCAAAUUUAUCGUUCCUUAAUAUUAUCGUAACUUGAUAAUUGUAUACCAAACUCGCCAUACUUUUACUAUGUUAUAACAUAGAUCGAAAUAAGUCUGAUAAUUAUAUAAUCACUUGAUUAGUUAUUAGAAAAAAAAAAAAUAAAUAAGUAAUAAUACAAAUAAGUAAUUUGUAAUAUUAGAUAAGUUGUCGUAUAUCACGAACAUGGCUGUAAACACAUUUUCAUUUUUUUUUCAUUAUCAUUUCUGAAUAAAAAAAAAUGUGUGUUUAGUGUGCUUACAUGUA